This is a messenger RNA of Chrysoperla carnea, 1138 nucleotides long. RefSeq lists its product as uncharacterized. The coding region runs from base 103 to 597 and encodes 164 amino acids. The transcript is spliced from 4 exons. The record is from RefSeq and is a predicted model, not a curated record. NCBI's taxonomy places the organism in Eukaryota, Metazoa, Arthropoda, Insecta, Neuroptera, Chrysopidae.
CAAACAUUAUUUAGGAUGAAGCAAAAAUAAUCAAUUGUUUAAUAACAAUAUACUUUCUCUCGAAAAAAACGCAAUUAAAUUAAUUUUUGUUUUUUUUAGAAAAUGGAUUACCAACGGGAUUAUCAAACAAAUCGAUUCGAUGCGGGUACUUUUAUUAUUACAGCGAUUCUUUUAUUAGUUUUUGUAAUUAUGGUUGUGUGUUUUUUACGAGCGUUCAUACGAUUUUUACAAAAUCAUUAUGUUAGCAAAGAUCAUAUGCCAGAACGUUAUGAGUCAAAUAGUGGAAUCAAUGGGACUCCAAGAGAACGAAAGAUACCUCCAGUUGCACGUGGUUCAAAUACGUCCUUACAUUCAGUUCGAAGCUCACGACAAAAUGUGCAACCUGUACGACAAUAUUCGAAGUAUAAAAUAACUACAUCAAUUGAUACAGUCGAUCAAUCUUCAGCGUCUGAAGCUUUAUUACGAAAUGAUGGUAACUUCUUGAGUGCCAAUGAUGCUGUUAUUGUUCCAACUGCACGACCUCCAUCGUAUCAAGAGGCAAUGGCAUCGUCACGUGAAAAUUUAACAGAUUUGUGCGACGUAUUAAGUCGAAAAUAAAAUAUAGCGCAAAUAUUUAUUUAUGCACGUCUUAUCUAAUAUUCACAUACUGAAUAUUUAUUCACCCACCGUAAAAUGACUAAUUUAUUCAAUGCCGUAGGCGAAACAAAUUAAGUUUACAUUCGUUCUGGAAAAGUAGAAUUUGUUAUAAAGUACUUUUCUACUUCCCUUUAGCAGUGUAUGCGUGGAACAGCAUCAAUCAGCGUGAAAAAGUACGUAAUUCAAUUUGAUUAAAGGUUUGGCGAUGUGAGUAUGAAAUCUGCCUGAUCCAUUUUUUGGGCCGCUGACCGUUUGCAUACUCCAGGAAAAAUCUCUAACUACGCCAAUGUUCGUUAUUUUAACACUAGAUCUAUAUGAUAGUUUUAGUUUGCCUAGUUACCACUAGAAUGCGUAUUGUUUCGCCUCUGGCUGCUUCAAUAAUAAAAAAGCUUUUAUAGUACAGAGCAUAAAAGUUAGUUGCAUGAUGAUGCAAUCCUGUAUAUAUACACAAAAAAUUUCAAAGUAUUCCGUCCUCGUCGAUUCAAAAAAGAAUUUUGUAAUU